Messenger RNA from Lolium rigidum, 1588 nucleotides. Its product is annotated as transcription initiation factor TFIID subunit 15-like. The record is from RefSeq and is a predicted model, not a curated record. The transcript has 8 exons. Gene Ontology annotation, molecular function: RNA binding. NCBI's taxonomy places the organism in Eukaryota, Viridiplantae, Streptophyta, Magnoliopsida, Poales, Poaceae. The coding region runs from base 153 to 1331 and encodes 392 amino acids.
CCGCCCGCCGGCGAACCGGAGCUCCAGGCCCAUCCCCGGCUGCCCCGCUCCGGAAGCCGUUCGUCCCCGAACCAACUUAUUUCCAGCUGAAUCGCCUCUCCGCCCCCGGAUCUCCCUCCGCAUCCGCAUCCUCUCCGUGAGAGUGCCCCCCGAUGGCUGGAUACGUUUCAAGAGGACCGCCAAAUGGUUCUAUUUACGUAUGCAAUCUGCCUCCAGGAACUGAUGAGACCAUGUUGGCUGAAUAUUUUGGUACUAUAGGGUUGCUUAAGAAGGACAAAAGGACUGGCCAACCAAAAAUCUGGAUAUAUAGGGACAAAGCUACAAAUGAACCAAAGGGUGACGCCACAGUCACUUACGAGGAUCAGCAUGCUGCUUCAGCAGCCGUUGAAUGGUUCAACAAUAAAGAUUUCCAUGGAAGCAUCAUUCAGGUUCACAUAGCCGUGUCGAAAAACAAAGAUACAUCUUCUGAUAACUCCAUGAAUUUGAGUGUCACUGCUGACCUUGUUGAACAAGAUGAAUUGGAUAACGGGUCAGGCAGAGGUAGUGGACGUGGUGAUGGUCCAGCAAAAGCUUGGCAGCAAGAUGGAGACUGGAUGUGUCCAAAUGCAAGUUGUGGCAAUGUAAAUUUUGCCUUCCGUGGUGUUUGUAAUCGCUGCGGAGCCUCCCGUCCUGCUGGUGUUAGUGGAUCAGGAGGUGGUGGUGGUAGAGGCAGAGGCCGUGGUAGCGACGAUGCAAGAGGAAACAGUCGUGCUCCUGCUGUUGGUGGUCCUCCUGGGCUGUUUGGUCCAAAUGAUUGGCCAUGUACGAUGUGUGGCAACGUGAACUGGGCAAAGCGGACCAAAUGUAAUGUCUGCAACACGAGCAAGCCAGGUCACAAUGAAGGUGGUGUGAGAGGUGGUCGGGGUGGUGGCUAUAAAGAACUUGAUGAAGAAGAACUAGAAGAAGUUCGAAGGCGCCGGAAAGAGGCUGAGGAAGAUGAUGGAGAAAUUUAUGACGAAUUUGGUAAUCUCAAAAAGAAGUUCCGUAUUAAAUCACAGCAAACUGAAAGUGCACCAGCUCUUCCUCAGUCUGGACGUGCUGGAUGGGAAGUAGAGCACAGAGGUUCCACUGAAAGAGAAAGCCGAGAGAGGAGCAGAGACCGGGGCAGGGACGCCUACGAUGAAAGGGAAAGCAGGAACAGAGACAGAGGUGGCCAUGGAAGAGAGCGGCGCCGUAGCCGAAGCCGGAGUAGGGACCGCGAGAAGGAAAGGGGGAGAGACCGGGGCAGGGAUCACGGAAGUGACAGAAGUUGGGAGCGUGGCAGUGAGCGUGGCCAUGAUCGCUACAGAUGAAAAAUAUGGCAUUGUUUUCGAUACUUCGGUUGCCUACUCCAGCCUUUUGUUUUAUGAAUCUUCAGUUAUGAUGUUGGAGAGCUGUGGUGCUUCACACUUUGUUAUUAUCUUGGGACAAGCAUUAUUAUUAACUGCUGCAGUGUGGCUUUUUAUCAGUUUGUCGGGCUGGUACACCUGUGGGUUUAGGUUGAGUUCUGAGAACAUAACGGGUUGACCUUUAAUGAACUCAGACCUGCAAUUGGUCAUAUGGCUCGCAA